Xyrauchen texanus (razorback sucker) is the source of this 918-nucleotide messenger RNA. Its product is annotated as histone H2B-like. Gene Ontology annotation, cellular component: nucleosome. Bases 275 to 649 code for a protein of 124 amino acids. The transcript is spliced from 2 exons. The record is from RefSeq and is a predicted model, not a curated record. NCBI's taxonomy places the organism in Eukaryota, Metazoa, Chordata, Actinopteri, Cypriniformes, Catostomidae. Gene Ontology annotation, molecular function: DNA binding; structural constituent of chromatin; protein heterodimerization activity.
GGGAGAACUAAACAAAGGAAAUGUAAUCGUGUGGGGGGUGGAAACUUUCAAACAUGAGGCGAGAGGAGGGACUUUCAUUUGGAAGUCUUUGAUUGGCUCUUUCCGGCCCGUCAAACUUUCAACUGUCCAAUGAAAUCAUUGAAUGUGUUUGACCAAUGAAAAUACGCCAUCAGUGGCGCGCGUCAUCUCCUCACAGAAUUAGCAUAGAGGAGGGAAUAAAUACUUCUGUGAGCGGAAUAAGAAUCAUUAUUCUGAGUUUGUUCUUCAGAUCAUCAUGCCUGAACCAGCCAAAUCCGCCCCGAAGAAGGGAUCCAAGAAGGCCGUCACAAAGACCGCCGGUAAGGGAGGAAAGAAGCGCAGAAAGUCCAGGAAGGAGAGUUACGCUAUUUACGUGUAUAAAGUCCUGAAACAGGUUCAUCCUGACACCGGUAUCUCUUCCAAGGCGAUGGGAAUCAUGAACUCUUUCGUCAACGACAUCUUCGAGCGCAUCGGCGGUGAAGCGUCUCGUCUCGCUCACUAUAACAAGCGCUCCACCAUCACAUCGAGAGAGAUCCAGACCGCCGUGCGUCUGCUGCUGCCCGGUGAACUGGCCAAACACGCCGUGUCUGAGGGCACAAAGGCCGUCACCAAAUACACCAGCUCCAAGUAGAAGAACAUCCGGUUUAUUCAACCAACACAAAGGCUCUUUUAAGAGCCACACAUGUUUUCAUUUAAAGAGUUAUACUGAAUAUUCUAAAAGGAAAUCCCCCUAAUUCAGGCAAAUGGAGCCCCAACUAAGUAUUGAGUGCUGUACAUGCUCAUACUUUUCAGUAGUCAACAUUUCUAAAAAUCCUUUUUUUGUAUUUGUCUUAAGUAAUAUUCAAAUUUUCGGAGAUAGAAAAUUUGGGAUUUUCAUUUGUCAGUUUUAAUCAUCACAAU